GCACAGUGGAGUAACUUGUACCGGUAAUAUACGUAUAGUUGUAUACAAAGCUCGCAGAUGAUACGAGAGAGCUAGAGAUCAUGCCAGCAGCCAGCGCAGUUUUGAAAGCGCACGCACACAUACGUACGGAUUAUCUGUGUACAAAUUGAAUGUAAAAAUAGCGUAAUGUACAGGCAGCCAUAUUGAAACUUCCUCGAUUGUAAAAGCCGGUGUAAUCACAAUUAUUCACUCAUUUCUAUUCAUCUUAAGUGUAAUUAAAACACAUUUUCUAACAUACGUGGAUCUACCCUGUCAUGUCCACAAUGAAUCCGGAGUAUGACUACCUGUUCAAACUUCUUUUAAUUGGUGAUUCAGGUGUAGGCAAAUCAUGUCUUCUUUUAAGAUUUGCAGAUGAUACAUACACAGAAAGCUACAUCAGUACAAUUGGAGUAGAUUUUAAAAUUAGAACGAUUGAACUAGAUGGCAAAGUAAUCAAACUUCAAAUAUGGGACACAGCAGGUCAAGAAAGGUUCAGAACCAUCACAUCAAGUUACUACAGAGGAGCACAUGGAAUCAUAGUUGUAUAUGAUGUCACAGAUCAGGAAUCAUUCAACAAUGUCAAACAAUGGCUACAAGAAAUUGACCGAUAUGCAUCAGAAAACGUCAACAAACUACUGGUAGGCAACAAAUGUGAUCUAACGACAAAGAAAGUAGUAGACUACACGACAGCAAAGGAAUAUGCAGAUCAACUUGAGAUUCCCUUCCUAGAGACGAGUGCAAAGAAUGCCACUAACGUUGAGCAAGCUUUCAUGACAAUGGCUGCAGAGAUCAAGAACAGGAUGGGACCAGGCAGUGUACCUUCAGGCAGUUCACAUGAUAAGAUUAACCCUAGCACCACGCCAGUCAAACCAAGUGGGGGUGGUUGCUGUUCUUAAUAGAUCUAGCACUAUUUUUUUCUUUAUUUUAAUUAGCUUUAUAACACACAUUAUAAUUAUUUUGUGUCCUUUUGGGGCAGGCAGUGAUAAUGAUUAAAAAUCCCAAUAGAAUGAAUAUAUCACUCGUUUAUUUUGUUUUAUUUUGAUAUGUUUAUUUAUACUAAUUAUUUUGUUGGGAGAAAUAUGAAGAGAAUCCUAGGAUUGAAUUGACUGGCACAGUAUAAGAUCACUCUGGCUCUUUGUUUCUGCCAAUGUGUAAGUGAUUUCCAUUAAUGCGAUUGCUAGCAUUUCAUGGUGGAAAGUCCCAGUCUAUCAAGGUAUAUAUCAUCCUAUGCUUUGUGCAGAAUUUAGGAGCAUUCAGUGGGGUAUGAUUGAAUAGAUAACAACAGGUGAGCAUGGUAAACUAAUUAAAAAGUCACGGUCACAAGGAUCUACAAUUAGAGGAAGUAAAUGAACAUCAUACAAUCUGACUAGCUUGGUAUGGUUGAUUAGAUUGUGCGUUGCCUCUAACCAUAUGCUCUAGACACUUCUGGUUUGCCCACACACACACCUGUUUCCCCUUCCAGAGAUUUCAGUGAAGUCCUUGCUUUUGAUUGGCCUAGAAGCUCUGGAGAAAGAUAUCUUGUCGGUGCUGACAACUUUCAUGUAACGGUCCCCUGUUCCAGACUUGUUGGUGGAAAGUCCCUUUGCUUUGACAGUUAGUUGGUUGGUUCACCACCCCCAAUUACUCCUUGAUAUCAUCCAUCUAUGGGUCUAUCAGAGCAAACCACUUAUAGUCUUACUCUGUCCAGUUUCUGGCACCAGAAACUGGACAAUCUAUCUGUUUUCUGCUUCAAAAAUAAUGUGCUCCUUGAUAUAUGAAACAUACACAAAAGAAACUAUAAAUGUGUUGUAAAUGUAAUUAUGAUGAAAUGUGGAUGAUAAAAAAACCUAGUCUUGUGCACAUCCUUGUAUAAAUACACUUUAUUAUAUAUGAUAUAUAUAUACUUAUACCAGUAAUUAGUUAUUAAUCAUUGCUUUUUUUUCUUCAUCUUUUUAGUCUUUGCUUCAAUGACAUAUUUUGGAUAUAUUUGUACCAUUCCACGAUGAAGAUAUUAUUGUUUUUUGGAAGCAUGUGGCCUAAUGCUGUCUUCUUACUAUUUUCCCUCUGUCUUGUUUGUUGGAAUGCUUCUAAGUAAUAAUUAUUGAGUAAAACUUGUUUUACUGUAGUCUAGUGUGGCAUACAUUUUGAAACCAUAAUAAUGUAGAAAUUAUUCAGGGGACUUAUCACUCAAGAAUGUGUUUUGUUUUAUCGAUUUUGUUUGUUUGUUUUUUUAUUUUUAACCACACCAUGCAUUGUUUGAGCCUUUGAAAAUAAAGAAGAAAAUUGAUAAGUUUUGACCUACUGAGAGGGCAUCAUCAUGUCCUGAUAUUUUCGAUGGCUUAAAUAAUUAUGGAUUUGCUAAUGGAGUGUACAGAUUUGACAUUGUAGCAACCGUAGAUAUAUGCAUGGCUCAGUACAGGGCAAUAUUGUGGGUACUUCCAUUCAGAGCGCAAAUAUAGAUAUUGAUAUAAUUAGUCAUCAGUUAUCCCAAUUCUUAACAAGUAACUUAUAUGGGUAUAAAUGUCAAACACUUAAAUAGAUUAUUUUGUACUUUGUGUCAGCCAUGGUGGUUGGCUCUACUAACUUUUUAAGUCAAAAUAUUGGAUUUGUGUUUUGAGAAUGUACAGAUUAUGCUCCAAGACCAAACUGUUUCAAAGCUUACACAUAUUUAUAUCCAAAAAAGCAGUUGGUCUUCAUUAUACUCCCUUCUGUAUUGCAACAACAAACAAAAGUAAAUAGAUUAUAGAAUAUUUCACAAUGUUAAUGUGCUAUGUUUCCAUGUACAAACUGUACAGAUGACUGAUUGAGAUGCUUUAUACAUGGUUUGUAUGAAUGGAGAGAUAGAUAGAUAUGCCAAGUGAAUUUAAUUUAUCAGUAAGGAGUAGAUUUAUAUUUGUAUUUCUCUGUACUUUUUUAAAGAUAGAAUUAUUGAUUCUUGAGGCUUGUUCAGACAUGCAGUGGCAGUGCCCGCAAUAUGUUUAUUGUUGAGAUAUGUAAAGUUUAGCCAGUGAACAUCUACUAAUAUGGAUAUUCUGUACUUGUGUGUCUACCCUGUCGUUUGCUGCUCUUGUUCCAUCGGCCACACAAGCCUGAUCGAAUUAAAAAAAAAGCUGUCCAAUGAGCCACACAGGUAUACCUUUGUGUUUAUGUCUAUUGUCCAAUAUGUUUGUUCAAUUAUGUACAAAGCAUUUUGCAGAGGGGCAGCAAAAAGAGAACGUCUCUUGCUUUGACAGCUUGUUAUGUUGCUUCAUUUUUCCGUAGGCUUUUCACUCAAAAAUAUGGGGUUGAUACCUCAUGUCUUAACAAGCCUUUAUAUGUCUGUGUGGAGGUCUAUUCUUGUUCCUUUCUUUUUGUAACAAAGCAGAGAAAUUUCAAAUCAUUGAUGAAGGAUAUGCAGCCACCAGUGUUGUCUUGUCUAGACUGACCAUACUGGUUACAUGUUUUUUAUGUCAACUAUUUUGUGUAGCUAUAUAUUGCAACCGUUCUAGUGUACAUUAAAUCAUGCACAGAUGAGGCUUGUGAGACAGAACAUCCUCUGGCCUGUUGUGCCACUUCGCUUUCAUGGUUUCCAUUUUAAAUCACAAUAACAACAACAAAAGGGAACUACGUAGAUCAGGAGACUUCGAUGAUAUUUUGAUUAUCGUGAUACAAAUUACUUAUUGCACAUUGUGUUAAUUUUGAAAAAUCAUUGGUUUAGAAGUGGAAGGGGCACAACUCACAUGUUCAGUGUUUGGUUAUAUUCCCUCAUGAUAUUAUAUGCAUUUAUGACAGUCUGUUUUCCUUAUUAUUUUUCUUAUGGCUCCAUGAACAGCUAGUUCAAUGAAAUUGAGAUUAUUUCCGGACUUUUCAAAUUUCCCAACUAAGAUGAUUCCCUUUACUAAGAUGUACAGAAAAAAACUAGCAAUGCGGGCUUCCAAUUCAGUGAUAACCGACAGCAAUUAUCAAUAUCUUUUCUGAUUUUAAUGAAAACAUCUCCCCCCCUUUGCCUGUACUCUGUCAUUUUAAGUCAGAUUAAUACCCCUUUCAUAAACCCAAUUAUGCGGAUAAUAUCCGCAUAAUUUGGUCGUAAAAUCGGAGCGGGACCAGAGUUAUCCUCAUUAUUUUGAUGCUGCAAUUAUCCGCAUAAUAGCGGCAUCGGGACCAGAUUUUGACUUUAUGAACGCAUUUCCAAAGUAAUGCGGAUAAUUGCCAUGGUGCGGUCACAAGGUCACCCUUUUCCAACACAACCCCAUCAGAGGGGGUGUGUGCAGUUGCCAUGACAAUUAUCCGCCUUAUUCAGGUCGGGCGCUUGUAAAAAAUAGUGCGGAUUAUUUUCGGAGUUUGUGAAUGCAAUUUUUAUUGAAUUAUCCGCAUUACUCUUAGGCGGAUAAUUGGAGGAUGGGUUUAUGAAAGGGGUAUCAGGGUUACAUCACACUACUUUCUGCUCAACUGCCACCAAAGUAUGAAGGAAUGGAAGGAGCAGUGAUUCUGAAAAUUAUAAGGACAAGUAUUCUUUCACAACUUAUGUUACUUAUUUCCUGUACAAUGUACUAUAACAGAUUUGUUGACUUUCAGGAAAUGUCUGUUGGUGUCAAACUGGUGGGAAAAUGAGAAUUCCAAUAUUUGCUCUUUUUUCUGUAAAUCAUAAUUGUGUAAUCAAGACAUCCCAAUGUACUUAGCUCAACAGCAUAGAUUUGUUAAAUAUUCUUGAUAAUAAUAUGAAUAACAGAUAAGUGGCAGUAGUAGUUAGAUAUUGUAGCCUUGGGAUGCUGACUCAUUGCAGAUAAAAGAAUUGUCUGAAAAUAUAGAAAAUGGAGUGAAUUUGAUUAAAUCAUCUGUAUUUAUAUCCAUACCAAUAAUUUGUUCCUUCACUUUUCCGUUUCCAAUCCCUAAAUUAAAGAGUGAGAAAUGUCUUAUGAAAGUGAUUCAAAUUGUAUACACAAAAUAAAAUGCUUUUGUGUACAAUAACCGCUUUUAUCACAACUUACCUACUAUAUAUAUGUGUACACUGUUAAAAUAUAUAACAUGAUAUAGAUAAUUAUUUACUGCAUUUUGUGUAAUAGUAGUUAUAGUUAUAUAUCAUAAUUUGCUAAAAAUUCAGAUGUUUCUUGUAGAUUACUGGACAUAGAGAUUUCCUUGUCUUUUUUAUGCUUUGAUUUCCCCCCAACAAUUAGAUAGAAUUCUUGUACGAGCAUUUGAUAGGGAUAUGUGUAUGUAAUAAUCAGCGAUCUGUUUUUGUUUCAGUACAGCUACGUGUGGAGAAGUCAGUCAUGUCAUCACCCUGUGUGCACUGGAAUUGCUGACUCUCAGUUUUUUCUCUGUGUGUUAAUGGAUUUGUAAAAAAAAAAGGAGAGAUUAAAAGAGUACAGUCUUAGGAACUUUCCAGAUUUAUACCAAAUUGUAGAUGAAUUUAAUAUAGCUUGUAAAUUGAAAGUCAGCAAUUUUGAGUGAUGUGUACUGAGAAGUGUGUUUUUUUCUCUCUCUUUAUCUGGGGAUUUUACUCUGGUGUAUUUUUGUUUAUUGAUUAUUACUAUCACUACUAUGUCAAUUAUAUCUGUACAGACUUGUUCUCUGCAUUUGCAUAAAAAUUGUCAAAAUUGCUUCAUUAUGAUGAACAUUUUCCAGAAAAAAAAAUGUGUAGUGUACUGAUUUAUAAUGUUAUAUGUAUGUAAGGUCUCUUAAGAACAGGUUUGGAACAUUAUAAAAAGAAGUGUUGGAGAUAAUAAAAAUGGUAGAGUUUUUGAUGGAGAAGUAAAGAUGAAGAAUAAACAUCUUGAAGUUGUCAUGUGACCGUCACAUGACUGUCAUGUGACAUCCAUCCAGUACAAGCUGCUGAUGUAAUUAUGGCGGUUUAUUUCAUAGAUAACAGAAAUAAACACAACACAUGAUGUGGCAUCUCGA
Lytechinus pictus (painted urchin) is the source of this 5877-nucleotide messenger RNA. Its product is annotated as ras-related protein ORAB-1. Lineage: Eukaryota; Metazoa; Echinodermata; Echinoidea; Temnopleuroida; Toxopneustidae. Gene Ontology annotation, biological process: vesicle-mediated transport. Bases 294 to 914 code for a protein of 206 amino acids. Gene Ontology annotation, molecular function: GTPase activity; GTP binding. The transcript has 7 exons. The record is from RefSeq and is a predicted model, not a curated record.